UUACCGUAUAGUGUGUUUCCAGCCUUUCAGAAGUACGUUUCAAUAUAAUACUGUUCCGAGAAAAUCGUUAUAAUCGUAAUAUAUUGCUAUGAAGGAAACUAAAGAAGAGAAAAGCACUAACAAUGAAAUGGAAAAGCGAUCUGUAAGAUGGGCCGUUGUCCUUUUUUACUUAUAUCUUCAUGUGCUAGGAAUCGCAGGAUUAUUAUUUUUAUUUACCAGAGCUAAAUGGAUAACAGUUUUUUAUUUUUUAUUCCUUGUUACUAUCACUUCAAUAGGAUUGACAGCUGGUGCGCAUCGAUUAUAUGCACAUCAAACUUUUGCUGCAACGUGGCAACUUAAAUUCUUCAUUGUGCUAUUACAUACUUUUGCUGGCGUGGGUCCGCUACACGAUUGGGUGUUUUGGCAUAGAAUGCAUCAUAAAUAUUAUGGCACUGAAAGAGAUCCAUACAAUCACAAUAAAGGAUUUCUUUAUUCUCAUUUCAUUAGCAAUUUAUUAACAGCACCCUCUGAUAUAAAAACUUAUGCAAGAGACAUCGAUAUGCGCGAUGUAGAAGCGGAUGGAUAUGUCUGGGCGCAACAAAAGCUCUAUUGGAUAUUCUUCAUCAUCGGAUUUUUGUUACCAAUAAACGUACCUUCAGAAUAUUUUGAUGAAUCGUUGGCUAAUUGCUUUUUAAUUAUUGGAACAGCACGAUUGAUGGUAACCACGCACAUUUCUUGGCUCGUCAAUAGCGCUUUGCUAGUUUGGGGCCUGGAAAGAGGAGCUAAGUACCCAGUCGAUGAUAACUCCGUAUUUUUCUUGUCGAAAUCAUAUUGGGUAAAUUAUCAUUAUCAGCUACCUUGGGACUGGAAAAGUGAUGAAUUUGGAACUUACGAGACUGGCUUUGCUACGUUUAUCGUUAAAAUGUGGCGCGAACUGGGAUUAGUCAACGAAAUGAAGACCGCAACCAGUGAGGAUGUGCGAAACGCUCUUUGCAAAGUUGCCACGACAGAAACAACAUUAAAAGAAGCUCUAACAGAAAUGCAAAGAAACGCAGAGGCAACCGCUUAUAGAGAGAAAUUAAUGUUUCAUCACUAGGAGGAUGAAUUCGCAAGAAUUUCGCGAAUUAAUAUUUAGUAAAAUAUAAUUGAAUUUUUUUCGUCAAUUUCAAUUAAAAUAGUAAACAUUUUGAAUAUGUGAUGUAUACAAAAUAACCAAUUAAAAUUUACGAUAAUACAAAGUGUAAUUUAUAUACAUUUUACAUACAUCGUUUCGUCCGUGAUAUAUUGUUUUUGAAAUAAAAUAUAUAAUCCAUUGAAAAAUAAA
Molecule: messenger RNA, 1303 nt
Organism: Nylanderia fulva
Lineage: Eukaryota; Metazoa; Arthropoda; Insecta; Hymenoptera; Formicidae
Product: acyl-CoA Delta-9 desaturase
Biological process (GO): unsaturated fatty acid biosynthetic process
Cellular component (GO): endoplasmic reticulum membrane
Molecular function (GO): stearoyl-CoA 9-desaturase activity; iron ion binding
Source: RefSeq, a predicted model, not a curated record